Molecule: messenger RNA, 4989 nt
Organism: Ruditapes philippinarum (Manila clam)
Lineage: Eukaryota; Metazoa; Mollusca; Bivalvia; Venerida; Veneridae
Exons: 20
Coding region: 1-4974 (1657 amino acids)
Source: RefSeq, a predicted model, not a curated record
AUGGCAAGGUUAAUUGAAGUUUUGGUUAUUCUUCAAGUAACACUGAGCUAUAGCGUAACAACCCCACCGCCAGUACCUUGUACAGCACCCAAUAUUCCGGACUCGACUUAUCUACCCAAUCAAGCUUCGUUCAACAGCGAUGAAAUUGUAUCAUUUGAGUGUAACAUAGGAUAUGAGCUCACUUCCGGUAGUCUUAAUCUGACGUGCGAUUCUAACGGAACAUGGAUUGAAACGCUACCAACUUGCACAGUGAUCACCUGCGCAUCGCCUGAUGUUACAUUUGGAACAAAAUCACCAGCGACGUCAUCAGUUAACUUUAAUAUAACUGUGACGUAUGCUUGCGACACAGGAUAUGAGGUCACGAGCGGCGAUACAGUUAGGGUAUGCGAUACUAGCAGCGAUCUAUCUGGGACGCUUCCAGUCUGCUCUAUUAAGACAUGUCCUUCUAGCGACGUACCUUUUGCUACAGAAUCGCCAGCGUCUGCUUUUGUAAAUUACAACACAGCUGUCACGUAUACAUGUGACACAGGAUAUGAGGUCACAAGCGGUGAUACUGUAAGGACUUGCGAAGCGAGCAGCGUUCUUUCCGGAACACUUCCGGUCUGCUCUAUCGUUAACUGCUCUAAUAUCGAAGUUGUUACACUUGGCACCAAAUCUCCAACCUCAGCGACUGUCACCUACGGCACUUCUGUGACGUAUACAUGCGAUUUCGGAUAUGAAAUAUCUAGCGGCGACGCUUCAAGGACUUGUCAAGCAAGCGGCAGCCUUUCAGGAACGCUACCUGUUUGCAUUUUGAUCACCUGCGCAUCGCCUGAUGUUACAUUUGGAACGAAAUCACCAGCGACGUCACCAGUUAACUUUAACAUAACUGUGACGUAUGCUUGCGACACAGGAUAUGAGGUCACGAGCGGCGAUACAGUUAGGGUAUGCGAUACUAGCAGCGAUCUAUCUGGGACGCUUCCAGUCUGCUCUAUUAAAACAUGUGUCGCACCAGCAAUUGCAUUUGCUAAUAAGUCGCCCAAUACAGCAACUAUUAAUUACAACACAGACCUGACAUAUGCUUGCAUCACAGGCUAUAACCAUACCAACGGGGAUCUUACACGAACAUGCCAGCAUAAUAGCACACUGUCGGGAGAUGCGCCUACAUGCACAAUUGUGACAUGCGCAGAGCCUGCUAAUAUUACAUUUGCAACAAAGUCGCCGGUUCAGCCGAGUUAUGACUACAACACACCAGUUGUGUACACAUGUGACAUGGGAUACAAGCUGGAUACCGGGGAUUUAACCCGAACUUGCACGGCUGACGGAACCUGGAGCGGCACCCAACCAGCAUGCACUAUUGUGACAUGCGCAGCUCCUCCAACAGUGAGUCAUUCAUCGCUUACUCCAAUCGCAGACCCGUACACAUAUAAUACUACAUUAGACUAUACCUGCGAUAUUGGCUAUGAACAGACUAGUGGAACGCUGCAAAGAACUUGCCAAGCUACUGGAUUUUUAAGUGGAUCUGCACCAGUCUGCACCAUUAAAACUUGUGCAAAAGAAGUUGUUGCAAAUGGCGCAGCUGUUCCCGACACACCGACAUAUGAUUUUAACACGUCAGUUAUAUACAGUUGUAACUUAAGUUUUAACCAAACGGAUGGAGAUUUGGUAAGAACAUGUAAUGCUUCAGCUAUGUGGACUGGAACACUACCAGUUUGUACAGUGGCUGCGUGUAUACCAGAAAAUACUUCUUUUGGAAGUUAUAAUCCGCCAGAUGUCAUAACGCAGUUUGGGGAUACAAUAACUUACAUAUGUGACAUUGGGUACUAUAUUAGUGCUGGAGACGCUACCAGAACAUGUCAAACAGAUGGCUCAUGGACAAAUACUCUACCUAUAUGCUCGCUUGUACGGUGCGACCUGCCAGCGACAGUGAUGUUCUCCACAUAUUCUCAGUCACCUGCUGUAAAGUUUGAUUACAACACAGACAUUACUUAUAGCUGUAACCUGUCGUACAAUCAUACUGCUGGUAACCUCACACGUACAUGUAAAGAAGACUUUAACUGGACGGGCGACGCCCCAACUUGUACAAUUGCUGCUUGUAUACAAGACGAUUCAACUUACAUGGCAACAACUCCUAACAAAAUUCUUCACGAAUUCGGUGACAUUGUAGUAUAUGACUGCAUUUUAGGAUAUAACUACAGCUCUGGUGACACGAAUCGCACGUGCAUAAAUAAUGGUAGUUGGACUGGAGAAAAACCAGAGUGUGUCAUCAUAACAUGUGACCCUCCAGCGCCUAUAGCACACACGUCAUAUGUGCCUAAUGGUCUGAUAGAACAUGACUGGAAUACAUCUAUCGACUACUCGUGUGAUGCUGACUAUCACUAUGUUUCCGGGGGCAACAUCACAACCUGCAACGAGAGUGGAUCAUUCCCACCCUCUGAUGUAGACUGCUCGGUUAAACAUUUUAUAACAGUAAGUCCAUCUGAACCUGCGUUAACUUGGUUUAACACGACUGUUAAUGAAACCACAACGGUCUUUGAUUUUGAUGGAAUGUGUGUCGUCACUAUAACAUGUGAUCCAAAUUUGUUAGACGUCAGCCACGUUGUUAGCGGGACUGAAAUCACUAUGACAUUGAAACAGACGGGUAGUACACAACUUGAUGACUAUAUCUGCACUAUGUCUUCAUUCCAUGGUGAACGAACCUAUCCUGAUGUUAACAGAACUGUCUUCUUUGGCGAUGAAAUCGUCGGUUUUCAAGCGUGGUUAGAUCAUACCGAUGUAUACCUAGAGGUCGGCAAAGCGUACCAUUUUGAGGCCAAUGCCACAAGUGGCUCAGUUAUGUCCAUGCUUUGGGCAUUAGAGGAUAAUAUAACAAAGCCAUAUGCAUACAACGAAGACUUUUCUUACAUGGAUUUUAUGCACACAUUUAACAGCCCUUGGACGAACGUUACAGUCAGUGUUAGUAAUGCAGUUAGUAGUGAAUAUGUAACAAUUCCGCUGAAAGUGAUUUAUGCAUUGAAUAAUAUCGACUUUAACGUUAAUAAUGUAAGAAGAACGACGACUCAAAUUGCUCGUUUUGAUCUGUCAUUCAAUUCGGAAGUCGCUCUUGGACCUAUGGGUCCUAUCAACAUCACUAUAACAUUACUGGAUGGAAAUGCACCUGUGAAUUUUAUAACUGACACACAAGAGAUACUACCAAGUACACCACUGUUCCAGAAAGAUCUAACAUAUGACACCCAGGGCAACUAUAAAGUCACUGUUGAGAUGGUUAAUCCGAUCAGUUCAAUGACGUUACAUCAUAACAUGAUGAUAUGGGACAAACUGAACAAUAUAGAGCUUGAGUGUGUUUUAGCAUGUCCUAUAGCAGUAACACAUACAGAAUCGAGUUUGGAAUUUACUGGAGUUCCAAGAUCUGGUUUUGAAUACUCUAUUGAUAUGAAUGAUGCAGGUGGAACAACAUUUCAAAGCAUUAAUUCUUCAAUCCUCUAUGAAUUGUACAGUUUGUCAUAUUUUAACCAUACAUAUACAACACCUGGGAAUUAUAAUGUUGCUUGGAGCGUUUCAAACGGUGGAUACUCCAAAACUGGUAACAGGUGGAUAGUUGUGGAGAACGAAAUAACUAACUUUCAGGCAUUUUUGGACCACACAAUGAUAUAUUUAGCUGUAUGGGAUACAUAUAAUUUCUAUGCAAAUGCAACACUUGGAACAAGCGUUUCAAUUGACUGGAAAAUGGAGGACAAUAUUACAGUUACACAAAGCUAUCCUGGAGAAUUUAGUACUGGCAACUUUGGCUACGCCUUUACAAAGCCAAAGACUAACAUUAAAGUGACAGCACGGAAUUUGGUUAGUUCACAAACAGUUGAUGUAAUUGUUGAGGUGUUCUACAAAAUAAACAACUUUACCUUCACUGUCGCAAGUACAUUAGGAAACACAACUCACGAAAUAGAUUUUGAUCUUCAUUUGCUUUCAACUGCAUUGCUACCAAUGAAGGAUGUCAAUAUUUCCAUCGACUUUAAGCAUGGCAGUAGCAAAAGCGAUAACAUAUUCAUAGACCAAAAUUAUGGCUUGGACCAAAGUCAUAUGUAUGCACAUUUAUUUGAUAUGCAAGGAAAUUUUCUUGUAGAAGCAACACUUAAUAGUAUUUUAGGUUCAACAGUUUACAAUAUAACAAUGAGAAUAUGGGAUUCACUUUUAGAUUUGGAUUUGGAGUUCAUAAAUGGAUUUGGAAAGUACAUAAUCACAAACACAACCGCUAGGUUUAAUUUUACAAAUGUUCCAAACUAUGGUUUUGAAUACACUAUUGAUUAUGGCGAUGGUACUACGGGAGUAUCUAGUACUGACGACAGUCUCCUCUAUGCUCCAUAUAAUCUGCCUGUUUUUACACAUGUCUUUACAAGUCCAGGGGUAUACAAAGUUAGCUGGACGGCCAAAAAUGGCGCAUUCGAAUACGAUCGAGCCGACCAUUUAUUUGUUUAUGUUCAGAACAAAGUACCUAAUACUGGCUUCACUCUUGAGCCAAUUAGUAAAAAAUACCCUUGGUCGGUCUUACAAAAUAUGAGCAUAUCAUUGAAUAUUACAUUGGAUGUCGGCAUUCCAGUACCUACAAACGCAACGUGCUUGUAUGAGCCGGAUGAUGGAUCAGGAACUGAGGCUGACCUUACGUUUGACAGUUCUUUUUUCAAUCAUUUACAUACCUACGCUAAUGAAGGAUUUUAUAACUCAACUUUUAAUUGUUCAAAUGACGUGAGUUCAUACACGUACAUUUUUGACAUAGAAGUGAGAAAAUUCCUUGCCUCGGAUCUAUCUUUAGUGUUUCACGACAAUGUCCCACUAAAUCAUUCUGAUUCAGUCGUUGUAUACUUUCACAUUGACAAUGGGGGUUUUGAAAUUUUACCAUACUACGUCACUUUAGAUUGGGAUUUUGGUGACGGUCAUACUUCUAGGAGACGGCGUUCGCCAUUGCUACGACAAGGGAACUUAUUCUCACGAGUAUUUUGAACGAGGUAAUUACAC